Carassius carassius (crucian carp) is the source of this 2705-nucleotide messenger RNA. It is a transcript of the gene eps8l3a, whose product is annotated as EPS8-like 3a. Lineage: Eukaryota; Metazoa; Chordata; Actinopteri; Cypriniformes; Cyprinidae. The record is from RefSeq and is a predicted model, not a curated record. Gene Ontology annotation, biological process: regulation of Rho protein signal transduction; Rho protein signal transduction; positive regulation of ruffle assembly. Gene Ontology annotation, cellular component: plasma membrane; vesicle; ruffle membrane. Gene Ontology annotation, molecular function: actin binding. The coding region runs from base 258 to 2132 and encodes 624 amino acids. The transcript has 20 exons.
AACAUUUGCUCAGUUAAUGUAAAGUGUUGCUGGUCCAGUAUCUCCAGCACUAGAGCUGAUAUCAGUCUGUGGUGGUGUUUCUCCACCCAUCUGAGCUCCUCCUUUAAGGUGAGUUCAGUCAGACUUUGGCCCCAGGAGCGGCUCCUGCUCCUCUCUCCGUCACACUAUGAACUAACACAGAGAAACCUCAGAAGAUCUCAAGAUUCAGAACUGAGGAAGCUCUCCAACAUCUCGUCUGAUCUCUCGGUGCUGUGGUCAUGCUGGGGGGUUCGAGUCCGUUCGGCUGGUCCAGUGGUGACACUGAAUCGUUUCGCUCCAGUGUGUCGGCGAUGAACGGCGUGUCCUCGGAUCUGUCAGGUUUAUCCAGACCCAGUGCUAAAUCAAUAUACCAUCAGAGGAAGGAAUAUGCCGACUCCAUCAACAGACAGAUGCAUCAGUUCCAGCACAGAGUAGAGCAUCUGUUCACCUGUGAGCUGGAUGGCCAGCAGCUGUGUGACGUGAACGACUGUCUGGAGCGGCUGAAGUAUCUGGAUGCUACGGGUCGUGUGUGGGGUCAGGACGUCCUGCUGGAGGUGCGGGAUGGAGCGCUGCUGCUCGCCGACAUCGAGACCAAGGAGAUGCUGGAGUCGUGGCCUCUGAGCAGCGUUCUGGAUCUAAAGGCCGUUCUAGACGAGAGAGUUUAUGACUCUCUGCUGAUCGUCUCCAUUCAGAAACACGGCAGUCGUGCCGUCAGUGUCUUCCUGUUCCAGAGCGAGUCUCUCAGGGCCGAUUAUCUGAAGAAAGAGCUGGAGCAGCUCCUGCAGAACAAGAGAGAUGAUCCCAGACUGUCGAUCUACAGCAAAGUCAAUGGAGGAAACAUCACACAAAGAAACUCGCGAAUAGUGUCUCCUCCACCUCAGCCGAUCCAUCAGAAACCUCCCGAACCCUGGGCCGCUCCGGAUUACGAUGAGAGUCCGGUCCCGACUCAUCUCACCUCCAGAAAUAACUCCACCUACACAAAGGUAUUGACUCCGCCCCCUCGAGCAGAAGAACCGCCCAUCAGACCGGACCCGCCCCCUCAACGGCCGUACACAGAGAGGGAGAGGAACGUGGACAUCCUGAAUCACCUCAUCAAUGACAUCGAGGCCUUCGCAGGCCGAGUGACGGCCGUCGCGCCCAAGAUGGACAAGAAGAAGAAGAAGAAGAAGAAGAAGAAGCGUAAGGCUGUGAAGGGAAUGCCAUCAGAGGAACAGUUCUCCAUCUGUCUGAGGAAAAUCAAGAUGGCCUUUAACCUGCUGGCUAACCUGAAGGGGAAGAUUGACAAUCCCAGCGCUGCUGAACUCACUCACUGUCUGUUCUCCAUACUGGAGCUGGUUGUGUUUCACUGUGACGAGGAUCUCCCUCCUUCUAUCGUGGCUCCUCUCUUUGAGCCGGAGUGUGUGGUGUUUCUGAGCGAGGAGGCGACGCCGGAGGAGGAUCAUCUGUGGCAGUCACUGGGAGACGCCUGGAACAUUCCCAGCACUAAGUGGCCGGAGGAUGAUGAUGACAUUCCCACCUUCACACCGGUGUUUGACGAUGGAUGGGAGCCUCCAGCCGUCAGAGCUCCAGAGCCAGGCAUCAUGAACACAAGCAAACGAGAGCCGGGGCAGUCACCUGUGACACGACCAAUGAGCAACAGACUGCCGCCGGAGCCUGAGGACAGUUCAGAUGAGUUACCGGCGAGCUUCAUGACAGCCAUGUUUGAUUUCUCAGCACGAAACCCUCGAGAGCUUUCCGUCAGUAAAGGUGAACACCUACAGCUGUUGGACAUGUCUAAGCAGUGGUGGAAGGUGAAGAAUGAAAGAGGGCAGAUCGGUUACGUCCCAAACAACAUGCUUCAGUCUCCGCAGCAGCAGGACAAAGCUGAAACCCCGUCUGCACCCACACUCACCCGAAAAUCACCACCCGAGGAGGUCCGGGCCUGGCUGGAGCACAAGGGAUUCAGCAAAAUUACGGUGCGGUGUUUAGGAGGGGUCAGCGGCUCGAUGCUGCUGGGAAUGACUCGCGAUGAGCUCAAGACCGUCUGUCCAGAAGAGGGAGGACGCGUCUUCUACCAGCUGCAGAACGUCAAGUCAGCCCUUGCGAUGGCCAGUGACGUGAGACCAAUGAUCUGAGCCACAAACAGAUGCUGAAGAAAAUGAUGCUAAAUCACAAAAUCUGUACGUUAUUUCUGCACCCCGGAUCCAUUUGGACAGAAGAAUCUGUUAGUUAUAAAACAGUCAUAACUUCAACUAAAACUAUAUUGUAUUUGAUCAGCAACUUGAGUGAAUGCGAACCAAUUUCACCAUAUUAUUCCUGCAUUGAUUUAAUCAUUAAUUAAAAAAUGAAGAAAUUUUUAGAAAUUUAUAUUUCAAAUAUAUUUAUAUUUUUGUCAAUAUUAAUGAAAGUUGUUAUGUGAAUAUAUCAUUGUAUGAAAUUUAUGAGAGCAUAUAAUCUGAGAAUUAUCAGUAUUAACCCAAUGAAAAGAAUGGAAUUUAAUUAAAUUCAUACCUCAUGAUUGCUCAAAAACAGUCCAUAUUUAUAAAACCUACAUAUUUAUUUAUGAUAAAGCAACAUAAAUAUUCCAAAUAAAUUCAUUUUACUUGCAUAUUUAAAAAAAAUGUUUUUCAUGCUGCAAUGUUUUUUUUUAAUACACCUACAUACAGUUUUCAUGUUUUGGCAAUUCAGUCCAAUAAGUGUGUGAGAGA